AUGGCCACAGCCGAUAAAGCACCAGCUCCUUGGCGCGACCUGCUCAAGUCCCAUAUGGACCAAACCCCAGGCUAUGAAUUCACAAUUGCCACCGUGGGAUUUGACGAGAAUCAACGACCAAUUCCCCGUGUCCGCACUUGUGGCUGUCGCGGCUUUUUCCCGGAACUAAAGCUGCACCCGAAAUCACAAGAAGACAUGGAGCAACAGGUCAAAGAUGGCGGUAACCCGGACACAUAUGAGAGCGACAUGCUAUGCUUUACUACUGAUAUUCGGAUGGAGAAGUUAGACCAACUCGAAACAUCUGGCCAUGCAGUUGAAGCUGUUUUCUGGUUGAAAGAUAUGAUGACCCAAUGGCGGGUCAAGGGGAAGGCAUUUGCGAUUGGGGAUCCGAGAGGAGAAGAUUUUGAAGGAGAAAAGGAAGCCCACAGGGAGCUCCACGCUUCCUUGAGGGUUAAGAAGAAUUAUGAUGGUUCUAUCGCUGAUUGGACUUGGGAUAAAGCGACUACAAAGUACUUUGCGAACCACUCGCCACUUGCAAGAGGUAUGUUACUCUCGUUGCCCCUCUUUCCGCAUGAAUUUCUCAACCAGUAUGCGUUUAAUUUAUAUCUAACCUCAAUCAAAGGCUCAUUCAAAUUUCCAUCUCCCGGGCUACCUCGAUCCCAGGCUCCUAAGGAUCCAGCUUUGCAGAUGGGACAGAGAGUGACAGAUUUACACGACCCCGUGGCUCGAGGGAACUUUAGGGUCGUAGUUAUUCAACCAGAGGAGGUCGAGCGACUGGACAUUUCAAAUCAGGAAGACAUGCGGAGAUGGAAAUGGACUCGAGGUAGCAGUGAUGCCGAAAAAGAUCAGUCUGGUUGGAUUGAGACAGAAGUAUGGCCAUGA
Penicillium waksmanii is the source of this 882-nucleotide messenger RNA. RefSeq lists its product as uncharacterized. Bases 1 to 882 code for a protein of 293 amino acids. Lineage: Eukaryota; Fungi; Ascomycota; Eurotiomycetes; Eurotiales; Aspergillaceae. The transcript has a single exon. The record is from RefSeq and is a predicted model, not a curated record. Gene Ontology annotation, molecular function: FMN binding.